This is a messenger RNA of Monosiga brevicollis MX1, 1311 nucleotides long. RefSeq lists its product as uncharacterized. The record is from RefSeq and is a predicted model, not a curated record. Bases 1 to 1311 code for a protein of 436 amino acids. The transcript has 15 exons. Lineage: Eukaryota; Choanoflagellata; Craspedida; Salpingoecidae.
AUGCAAAAGCUGCAGGCACUCUACAACACUGACCAUACAGGUCUUUGUGCCAUCGGUCAGCGGCUGGGUCUCAAGAUUCAUGCACCCCAGUCUAAGGUGACAGUGUUGCUUGUGGGCAACCAUUCUGCUGGCAAGAGUAGCUUUAUCAACUGGUACAUCCAGGAGAACCUGCAAAAAACAGGCGUGGCCAUGGAGACGAAUACCGUCACCCUGGUGACACACGGGCAAAAGCGUGAAACUCUUGGCGGCGAAGCAACGAUUCAAGCAUUCCCCUACUUUAAGGACCUUGCUGAGCGGGCUGGGCUUGUCGGCAGUCUGACCACCCAGAUUUCAACCUCUCGCGAGCGGGCCUUUCCACUGGUCACCUUCAUUGAUACGCCAGGUCUUGUCGAUGGUGAUCUCAAGUACACGUUUGACAUUGAGACGGCGAUCACACUGCUAGGGGCCAAGGCUGAGCUGACCUGCGUUUUUUUCGAUCCGCUGGGUCAAGCUUUGUGCAAGCGCACGCUGGACAUUGUUGAGCGCUUGCAAAUAGCUGCCUCUGGUCAGCAAGGCAAAGUGCGAUACUAUCUGUCCAAGGCAGAUACAGCAGGCACUGACAAGGAUCGGUUCAAGGUGAUUACGCAGACAACACAAAACCUUUGCCGUCGGCCCGCGCUGAAUAGCGUGGCUUUUGAAAUGCCAGUGAUUUACAUUCCAGAUGAAGAGGAUCCUCUGGCCAACCGCGUGCCCAACCAGAUUUACGAGCUCUGCGGAGCCAUCGACGAGACAGUGCAGCAUGUGGUACAGAACUCUCUCAACGGAUUCAAGCAUGAUUGUCAACACCUGUUGGAGAAGAUUGAUGAAAAGUUGGAGUGGAGCUUGCGUCGCAAGAGCCGGUGGUUCCGGGAUCUUGUCACCGGUUUUCUUUGCUUGUCCGCUGCCUUGGGCAUGUUGUUCAUGAGCCUUUAUAGCAUUCUGUACCCUCCAGAGGAUGGUUAUCAGGGCGCGAUGCUUUCUCCGGGCCAGCGCGUUUAUGCCGCAGUGUAUUACGCGACAGUCAAUGUCUUUGCUAUAUCUGGCUCCUCCUUUGGAACAUAUGGCGGGAUCUACCUUUUUGCACUCGUUGUCGUGGCGCUGGCCAUCGUUGGCAUUGGCAAGCUGUCUCGACUUGGGCCCACGCUGACCAAAGCGGAGGUCAAGGCUCUGCACCACGACAAGGAGGUUGUGCAACGCACGCUGGAGAACAACUUUGAACGGCUCUAUCGCCUCUACCUUGGUGAAUCUGUGGGGGAUGGUGCUCAGGCCACCGCCAAACCAAGCUCGUUCUAA